GAUCUCGCCCCACACUGACUUUGCUCUCACUGUCCGGUCAGACGCACUUCCCGCCCUCGCGUAGGUCUGCACCGCCACAGCCGCCCUCGCCCGCGCGUCCCUCACCCAGUCCGCCACUGCCGCGCCUCAGAAUCCGAAGGCUGGGUCCCAGGGCAACCAUCCACGCCGCCGCCACGACCUACACGGGAGCCACGCGCCGCAACCGCCACCAACGCCUUGCCGCCGCCGCUCGCCCGCCGCCCACCAUGGCCCAGCAGCAAACAGGUAGCAGGAAACCGAAAGCGCCCGCUCUCCAGGCGGGCGCCGAGAGUUCGCCGUCGCAGGGCUUGGCGGCAGCGGACGGUGAGGGGCCUCUGGUACUGAAUAGGCAGAGGCGGCCGGCGACGUGUGGCUCAAUGGUUCACUAUCUGAAGGUUCGGGAGGUAGGCGGGUGGGGCCCCGCCGGGCUCCAGGGCUUCGAUGGCGAGAUGCGAGGCUACGCGGUACAGAGGCUGCCCGAGCUGCUGACGGAGCGCCAACUGGACCUGGGCACCCUCAACAAGGUGUUCGCGUCACAGUGGCUGAACUCCAGGCAGGUGGUGUGCGGCACCAAGUGUAACACGCUCUUUGUGGUAGACGUGCAGUCAGGCCACAUCACGCGCAUCCCCCUCAUGCGGGACAGGGAGGCCAGGCUGGCCCAGGACCAACAGGGCUGUGGCAUCCAUGCCAUCGAGCUGAAUCCCUCCAAGACGCUUCUGGCCACCGGCGGCGAAAAUCCCAACAGCCUGGCCAUCUACCAGCUGCCCACCCUGGACCCCCUGUGCCUGGGCGACCGCCAUGGCCACAAUGACUGGAUCUUCGCCGUCGCCUGGCUGAGUGACACCGUAGCCGUGAGCGGCUCCCGUGACGGCACUGUGGCGCUGUGGCAGAUGGACCCGGACAAGUUCGAUGACACUGUUGCCUGGCAUAGCGAGGUGGGUCUCCCCGUAUAUGCCCACAUCCGUCCGAAGGAUGUGGAGGCCAUCCCCAGGGCCAUCAUCAACCCCAGUAACCGCAAGGUGCGGGCCCUGGCCUGCGGCGCCAAGAACCAGGAGCUGGGAGCGGUGUCCUUGGAUGGCUACUUCCACCUGUGGAAAGCCCGGAGCACACUAUCCAGGCUGCUGUCCAUCAGGCUGCCCUACUUCCGGGAUAAUGUGUGCCUGACCUACUGCGAUGAUAUGUCUGUGUAUGCUGUGGGCUCCCAUUCCCACGUGUCUUUCCUGGAUCUGCGCCAGGACCAGCAGAACAUCCGGCCCCUGUGUUCUCGAGAGGGUGGCACAGGCGUGCGGUCUCUGAGCUUCUACCGCCACAUCAUCACUGUCGGCACCGGUCAGGGCUCCCUGCUCUUCUAUGACAUCCGGGCCCAGAAGUUCCUGGAGGAGAGAGCCUCCGCCAACCUCGAGUCCUCUUCGGGACCUUCAGGGAGGAAGCUCAGGCUUGCCUGUGGCAGAGGUUGGCUCAACCACAAUGAUUUCUGGGUGAAUUACUUUGGUGGCAUGGAAGUGUUUCCCAAUGCGCUCUACACCCACUGCUACAACUGGCCAGAGAUGAAGCUCUUUGUGGCUGGGGGGCCUCUCCCUACAGGCCUCCAUGGGAACUAUGCAGGCCUCUGGAGCUAA
Messenger RNA from Piliocolobus tephrosceles (Ugandan red Colobus), 1637 nucleotides. RefSeq names its product DDB1- and CUL4-associated factor 12-like protein 1. The coding region runs from base 246 to 1637 and encodes 463 amino acids. The record is from RefSeq and is a predicted model, not a curated record. The transcript has a single exon. NCBI's taxonomy places the organism in Eukaryota, Metazoa, Chordata, Mammalia, Primates, Cercopithecidae. Gene Ontology annotation, molecular function: protein binding. Gene Ontology annotation, cellular component: Cul4-RING E3 ubiquitin ligase complex.